AGGCAAGUGUCAGGCCGAUGUGUCGCCCGCGAGGGGCCGAGGUCGGGGCCGGCGGGGCCAUGCGCGCGGGCUGGGCAGGGGGCCGGAGGGGCGCAGAGCUGAGCCGCCUCGGAGCCUGAGCCGCCCGGGGCCGGGGCCGGGGAGCCGCGCGGGGCCGGCCGGCCGGGGGGAGGGGAGCGAUGCGGCGCCGGCGGGCGGCCGUGGCCGUGGGUUUCUGCGCCUCCUUCCUGCUGGGCUCCGUCCUCAACGUGCUCUUCGCUCCGGGCUCGGAGCCCCCGCGGCCAGGCCAGUCCCCCGGGCCGUCGCCGGCCCCGGGCCCGGGCCGUCGCGGGGCCCGUGGGGAGCUGGCCAGGCAGAUCCGGGCGCGCUACGAGGAGGUGCAGCGCUAUUCCCGCGGGGGGCCCGGGCCCGGGGCUGGCCGGCCGGAGCGGCGGCGCUUGAUGGACCUCGCUCCAGGCGGGCCGGGCCUGCAGCGUCCCCGGCCCCUGCGGGGCCGGCCCCUGCCCGACGGCGUCCCAGGCUGGCCCCCGGCUCCCGGCCCGGGCUCCCCUGGCCCGGGCCCGCGCCUGGGCUGCGCCGCGCUCCGCAACGUGUCCGGCGCGCAGUACGUGGGCUCAGGCUACACCAAGGCCGUGUACCGGGUCCGCCUGCCCGGCGGCGCCGCGGUGGCGCUCAAGGCGGUGGACUUCAGCGGCCACGAUCUGGGUAGCUGCGUGCGCGAGUUCGGGGUACGGAGGGGCUGCUAUCGGCUGGCGGCCCACAAGCUGCUCAAGGAGAUGGUGCUGCUGGAGCGGCUGCGGCACCCCAACGUGCUGCAGCUGUAUGGGUACUGCUACCAGGACAGCGAGGACAUCCCGGACACCCUGACCACCAUCACGGAGCUGGGCGCCCCGGUGGAAAUGAUCCAGCUGCUGCAGACUUCCUGGGAGGAUCGAUUCCGGAUCUGCCUGAGCCUGGGACGCCUCCUCCACCACCUGGCCCACUCCCCGCUGGGCUCGGUCACUCUGCUGGACUUCCGCCCUCGACAGUUUGUGCUGGUGGAUGGGGAGCUGAAGGUGACAGACCUGGAUGAUGCACGUGUGGAGGAGACGCCAUGUACAAGCAGCGCCGACUGCAUCCUCGAGUUUCCAGCCAGGAACUUCACCCUGCCCUGCUCCGCCCAGGGCUGGUGCGAGGGCAUGAACGAGAAGCGGAACCUCUACAAUGCCUACAGGUUUUUCUUCACAUACCUCCUACCCCACAGUGCCCCUCCCUCACUACGGCCUCUGCUGGACAGCAUUGUCAACGCCACAGGAGAGCUCACCUGGGGGGUGGACGAGACCCUGACCCAGCUGGAGAAGGUGCUGCACCUGUACCGGAGUGGGCAGUAUCUGCAGAACUCCACGACAAGCAGCGGCACUGAGUACCAGCGCAUCCCAGACAGCACCAUCCCCCGGGAAGACUACCGCUGCUGGCCGUCCUACCACCAUGGUAGCUGCCUCCUUUCAGUGUUCAACCUGGCUGAGGCCGUGGACGUCUGUGAGAGCCAUGCCCAGUGCCAGGCCUUUGUGGUCACCAACCAGACCACCUGGACAGGUCGGCAGCUGGUCUUUUUCAAGGCCGGAUGGAGCCAAGUGGUCCCUGAUCCCAACAAGACCACAUAUGUGAAGGCCCCUGGCCGACCUGUGUGAGGACUCAGCCGACCAGCCGACCAUCCUCGCCAGCCGGGCUUGCCUGUGGAGGGAACGACUUGCACUAGCAGUGCUGCGUGUCACCCGGGAACCCCUGCAGACAAGGCUGACCUCCCAGACAGACCCAUGUGACCAGGACAAACGUGCAAUAAUGCGAAAUGUUAAAAUGUGAGUUUACCAGCCUAGGGAUGGGACUGCUGGCUCCGAGGCCAGGAAUCACAGGGGCCGACUGCCUCUGUCACCCUCUGGGCUGUGAGCAAGGCUCAGGCUAGUCUCCCCGCGGGGGGCUGCGCCCGUCUCGGGGCCAGUUCCGUGGGCAGCCCCAUCACUGUUCAUAGUGUGAGAAUGUAGCCAAAGCCCUGCUGCUGCUGCUGCUGCUGCACAUGCCACGGCAGGCGGGGGGCCGCGUGGGGACAAUCGGUCACAGAGUGUCCUCUCAGCUUAUCUCCUGACAGGAGACGUGGCCGGGAGAUGCUCCAGAGUGUAGGUGAUUCUGUACCUGGAGAGGCUGCCUCUGGCCCCCCAACAGGGGGCGCUCCGAGGCCAGCCCGGGGCCGGGGCAGAGGUGCGCCCCUCAGCGUGAGCCAAGAUGGGGUGGGGGAGCAGGCUGCGGUUUGAGCCAGGACCUGGGGUGGGGGUGGGGCCGGGGCCUUUCUGCCUCAUUUGCUUUCAGUGAAAGCCGCGAAGCAGCCAAAACCAGGCUCUCCCCCCUCCCGGAGUUUGUAUAUCCAGAAGCUUUUGUACUUCUUGUUCAUUAAAUUGUUUAUUUUUGUAAAAAAAGAAAAGAUCAGUUAAUAAAAUGACGUUUCACAGCAAAAA
Molecule: messenger RNA, 2489 nt
Organism: Lemur catta (Ring-tailed lemur)
Lineage: Eukaryota; Metazoa; Chordata; Mammalia; Primates; Lemuridae
Gene: PKDCC
Product: protein kinase domain containing, cytoplasmic
Exons: 7
Coding region: 180-1670 (496 amino acids)
Biological process (GO): protein phosphorylation
Molecular function (GO): non-membrane spanning protein tyrosine kinase activity; ATP binding
Source: RefSeq, a predicted model, not a curated record